GAGCAAUGAAGGUCUGGAGCACUUCGGCUCCAGGACUUCAGAUUUGCAACCGCUGUCAGUGCAAGUACGGUAACCAGCAGUGAAAGCAGACCAGUGUUAGUGCAGCGUAUGUGCUGUGAUUACGAUGAGGUUUUAUCACGUUGCCGCUAUCUUGGCGGUGAGCAUACUUCCACCAUCUGUACGUGCAUCGAACGAUGGUUGGAGCGACCCCUCCAAAGCACAAUAUCAUAUACAAACCGACGAAGGACCCGAACGAUAUUUUCGAUACCAAACGAUCAGUGGGCAGUACAGGAAAGAGAAGCGGUUGGAAGAUGGCACCGUGAUUGGAACGUACGGCUGGGUUGAUGACGAUGGUAUUUUUAGAAUGCGGGACUACAUUGCGGAUAACGCCGGGUACAGGAUACUUAAAACCAAGAACGUAUUUGUUGGUAGGAACCGGCCGGUCAGUCAAGCAUUGUCUAUUGCAAAACAGGCACCAGCCGAAGCAGGUACUCUUGUGGAUGCUGGAAGAAGCCCAGUUGUUAAAACAACCCCGUCACCAUUCGUAUCAUCUCCGAAAGUCAACUUCCUUCCUGCCGGUUUCAGUGUCGCCAAUCAUCAACCUGCCGUCUUUAAAUUUAAUGAAUACAACGUGCCCCAAACGACACCGUCGUAUGUGUUUAGCUCCCCAUCCACAUACGGAGGUCAUACACCUGACGUCGAGCUCUCUUUAAACUCCAUUCCUUCAUCAACAGAAUCGCCGCUUGUCUCGAGCACCAUCGCCCCAAGCACCACAUCCCCACCGCCAUUAGUAUCCACGACACCUCAAACAAUCUACAUACCCUCAACCACACCAACACCCUCAACGCACUACCAGUCACCCUCGGUACAAUACGUCCAACCAACCUCCACACUUUUGCCACCCAUCAGCUCCAACGCAAUAGACUCUCCAUUCUACAGCAGCAACCCGCAAUACGAACACUAUAAUGACAACCACAGAUUUAUCAACCCAUACGUUUACCAAAACGGCCCAACGUACCCGAUCGACAAGAACGGCCACACGUACAAUGGGCACAGCAACAACCUGGGAAACGGCUACAACCCCCAGUUCGCGCUUUACGAUGGGGUCUCAGUGACGAACGACGGCUUCCGGUACUACAUUCCAAAGCAAUACCACGAAGAACAAAGUCUGCCGGGCAAUGAGAAGAGCGGCAGCUUCGGAUAUAUCGAUCCAUUCGGUAUUCGACGGGUGAUUUACUACAAUGCGGGUGCUGAUGGAUUUAAACAUAGGAAAAACAACAGAUACGUCGGUUUCGAUGCAACCCCUUACGAUCCGAGACCUUAUUAAGUGUGAUUUUAACGCAUUAAUCUUGCCAGAACUACGUUUCGGUUUUUUAAGUGCAGAUAUUAUGAACUUCGUAUGGCCGAAGGUUACUGGCGUCACAUUUCCGUUCAUCGCUUAAUUUGUUAUUCCGAUUGAUGCCUGCGGUACGCUCAGAAAAUUAUAUAAGUCGUAUGAUCGCACUUCGGAGACACUAA
Photinus pyralis (common eastern firefly) is the source of this 1518-nucleotide messenger RNA. RefSeq lists its product as uncharacterized. Gene Ontology annotation, molecular function: structural constituent of chitin-based larval cuticle. The transcript is spliced from 2 exons. NCBI's taxonomy places the organism in Eukaryota, Metazoa, Arthropoda, Insecta, Coleoptera, Lampyridae. The record is from RefSeq and is a predicted model, not a curated record. The coding region runs from base 125 to 1327 and encodes 400 amino acids. Gene Ontology annotation, cellular component: chitin-based extracellular matrix.